Lolium perenne is the source of this 1545-nucleotide messenger RNA. The record is from RefSeq and is a predicted model, not a curated record. NCBI's taxonomy places the organism in Eukaryota, Viridiplantae, Streptophyta, Magnoliopsida, Poales, Poaceae.
AUGGACAGAAAAAAGAAGGAACCUGCAGCUGCAAACAGGGGAGAUAUAAAAAGAUAUUUUCUGCCACUUGCUAGUCGCACCGUCUCUAAUUCACCAAGCACCCAUGAAUCUGAUGCAAAUGAAAAUGUUAUGGAACAUCAAGAGGAAGAUCCAGAAGUGGAAGAAUGGAUUAGAUCUAUGGCCGCCGACACAGAACAAGUGGAAGAUUCCGUUGAAGCCACAAUGGAAGAGAAUGUUGAGGUUCUAGGAGCUGAAGGUAUAACUGAUUUCAUAGAUUACAUAAAACCUGAUCCAGGUCUUCGCAUUCCACUUGAUCGGUUUGCUCCCAAUGUUAGGGACGAUAUCACCAAAUCCAUCAAAGAAGAGAUGGAUGGUUGUCUUUUCUCUGUUCUUAUAGAUGAAUCCCGUGAUAUAUCUGUGAAAGAACAAAUGGCCGUGGUUGUGAGGUAUGUGAACAAGACUGGAGAUAUUAUUGAAAGAUUUUUGGGUAUUCGGCAUGUCCCAAACACAACAUCUCCAGCUUUAAAGAAGGCACUUUUGGAGUUGCAGCUGACUGUUGUUGCUUUAUCGAGGUGUUGCAAAGGUCUUGAGGAUUUCUUUGACGAUGUGAAAGAGAUUGCCAUUCUCUCUAGUUCAUCUUGCAGGAGGAAGGAUAUAUUGCUUGAUAAGCACAAAGAGAAUCUUCUAUCUAAGAUCAAGAAAGCGAUAGAAAUUUUGAGCAUUGUUGAGUAUGAUUCUCGUAAUCCAACUAAGGCAGGAGGUUAUGUUCAUAAAAUGGAGACUUUUAGUUUUGUGUUCCACAUGAAGAUGAUGUUAAGACUGCUUCGUAUGACAAAUGAUGUAUCUCUUCUAUUGCAAAAGAAGGAUCAGAAUAUUAUUCAGGCCAUAUCUUUGGUUAUGGAUGUGAGAACACGGUUGGUUAAUUGGAGAAAUCAUGGUUGGGAUUCACUCUUGGAAGAAGUCAAAUCAUUUUGCAUUGAAAAUGAGAUCAUAAUCCCAAACUCUAUUAUCACGGAGUUUGAUCAUCGCUUUAAUGAGGCAUCUUCAGAGGUUAUUCAGAACUUCUCUUGUCUUGAUCCAAGAGGCUCAUUUGCUAGGUUCGAUGUGAUUAAACUUGGUCGGCUUACAGAGAUUUAUCAUGAGGAUUUCUCUGAUUAUGAGCGAGAUCAUAUACAAGAUUCCCUUCAGUUAUUUCUUGUUCAUAUGAAGAGAGUUGAAGAUUUCAGAGUUUGUUUUGACAUUGCAAGCCUAGCUAAAAAGAUGGUUGAACUUGAAAGGCAUAUCAUGUUCCCUACAGUUUACCGUCUUAUUGAGUUGGCAAUGCUUUUACCGGUUGGGACAGCAACAGUUGAAAGGGCAUUCUCAGCUAUGAAGAUUAUCAAGACGGAGUUGCGAAACAAGAUGUCCGAUGGUUGGCUUAAUGAUUUGAUGGUGUGCUACAUCGAGCGAGGGAUAUUUAAAAGUCUUGAUCUUGGUGAAAUUAAAAAAGAUUUUCAAAGCGAAGGUAGAGCUUUGCCAUUGCCUGGAACUUCUAGACGACAUUAA